Messenger RNA from Odobenus rosmarus divergens (Pacific walrus), 684 nucleotides. RefSeq names its product C-type lectin domain family 1, member B (gene CLEC1B). NCBI's taxonomy places the organism in Eukaryota, Metazoa, Chordata, Mammalia, Carnivora, Odobenidae. The transcript is spliced from 6 exons. Bases 1 to 684 code for a protein of 227 amino acids. The record is from RefSeq and is a predicted model, not a curated record.
AUGCUGGACGAAGAUGGAUACAUCACCUUAAAUAUUAAAAAUCGAAAGCCAGCUCUCACCUCAGUUGACCCUUCUUCCUCACCUCUGUGGCGUGUGAUGGCUUUGAUUCUGCUGAUCUUGUGCAUGGGGUUAGUUGUUGGGCUGGUGGCUCUGGGGAUAAUGUCCGUCACAGAGCAAAAUUACCAAGUGGAGAAUAAUAAUGUCUCAGGAACUCUGCACCAAGUAGCAAAGAAGUUCUGCCAGUAUUUAAUAAAACAAUUGGAACAAAAGAGCAGUGUCAGCCAUAAAUGCAGCCCAUGUGACAGAAACUGGAGAUAUUAUGAAGAUAGCUGCUACGGAUUCUUCAGGCGCAACUUGACAUGGGAAGAGAGUAAGCAGUUCUGUAUUAACAUGAACGCUACUUUGCUGAAGAUUGCCAGCCAGAACGUUCUGGAAUACAUGAAGUCCAGGACUGGAUUAAUUCGUUGGGUUGGAUUGUCCCGCAAGAACCCUGAUGAAGUCUGGAUGUGGGAAGAUGGCUCUGUGCCCUCCAAAAAUGUGUUUGAGCUUUCUGGAAAUGAAAGAGAAAAUAUGAACUGUGCUUAUUUUUAUGAUGGGAAAAUCUACCCAACCUUCUGUAAGAACAAACAUCAUUUGACGUGUGAGAGGAAGGCAGGCAUGGUGAAUGUGGACACACUACUUUAA